Helianthus annuus (common sunflower) is the source of this 1399-nucleotide messenger RNA. Its product is annotated as ribosomal RNA small subunit methyltransferase. Bases 142 to 1197 code for a protein of 351 amino acids. NCBI's taxonomy places the organism in Eukaryota, Viridiplantae, Streptophyta, Magnoliopsida, Asterales, Asteraceae. Gene Ontology annotation, cellular component: mitochondrial matrix. Gene Ontology annotation, molecular function: rRNA (adenine-N6,N6-)-dimethyltransferase activity. The transcript has 3 exons. The record is from RefSeq and is a predicted model, not a curated record. Gene Ontology annotation, biological process: rRNA methylation.
AUUUAAAAGAGUUACAAAACCUAAGAAUAUAUUCUCCAAAACCCUUGUUUAGCCUCACAGCCUCCCCUCCUACAACCCCCACUUACCGAUCUCCGUCGUCGGCUACCGGCAAAGAUCGUUGACAACCAUAAACGGGCGUGUAUGGCGGGAGGGAAGAUUAAGAAGGAGAAGCCGUCGCGUGGAGCUGCUGCGGGCUCUUCGAAUCACUAUCAAGGAGGUAUACAGUUUCACAAGUCAAAGGGUCAACAUAUCUUGAAGAACCCUUUACUUGUUGAUUCGAUUAUCCAGAAAGCUGGGAUCAACAGCACGGAUGUGAUUCUUGAAAUUGGUCCUGGUACGGGUAAUCUUACCAAGAAACUUUUAGAAGCCGGGAAGUCUGUUGUUGCCGUUGAGCUUGACCCGCGUAUGGUUCUCGAGCUGCAGCGUCGGUUUCAAGGCACUCCAUAUUCCAAUCGACUCAAGGUUAUUCAAGGAGAUGUGCUCAAAUGUGAUCUUCCAUACUUCGACAUCUGCGUAGCCAACAUCCCGUACCAAAUAUCAUCUCCACUCACCUUUAAAUUAUUAAAUCACCGCCCUGUAUUUAGAUGUGCGGUGAUAAUGUUUCAAAGGGAAUUCGCCAUGAGAUUAGUGGCCCAACCCGGUGACACACUCUACUGCCGUUUGUCAGUCAACACCCAGCUUCUUGCCCGUGUUUCCCACUUACUAAAAGUCGGAAAAAACAACUUCAGACCGCCACCAAAAGUCGACUCAUCCGUAGUCCGAAUCGAGCCAAGAAAACCCGCCCCAUCAGUCAACUUUAAAGAAUGGGACGGUUUGGUCAGGAUCUGUUUCACUAGAAAAAACAAAACUAUCGGUGCGAUAUUUAAGCAAAAACGCGUACUUUCAAUAUUGGAGAAGAACUACAAAACUCUACAAGCGUUGCAGGUCUCUCAGGGAAACGGUGAUCAAAUGGCUACCGAUGCAUCUGUUCUUGGAGACGGUGGUGAGUUGAAUAUGGAGACUGAUGAUGAAAACGACGAUGUUGAUGAUGAUAUGGAAAUGGAUGAUGGUGAAUCAAAGGGGUCGGAGUUUAAAGAAAAAGUUUUGGGUGUGCUGAAACAGGGGAAAUAUGAAGAUAAGAGAUCGUCGAAGCUUGCACAAGCCGAUUUUAUGCAUUUGCUAUCGUUGUUCAACCAAGCGGGUAUACAUUUUUCUUGAAUGAGCUGCAAGUUUUUUUUUUUUUUUUUGAUAUAUGUAUUCUUUUUGCGAUAACUUUAUGUCUAUGUUAUAUGUUUUUUUCAUAUAAUAGUUUGUUCUUUUAGCCGGGAUGUUUAAAUACAACACUCCAAGGAUAGUGAGGUCUAAUUUUGGAUAUGAAUUUUAACUGAAAAAUGGUGGUGUUUGGAUGUGUUAAAUUCAA